Molecule: messenger RNA, 930 nt
Organism: Dromiciops gliroides (monito del monte)
Lineage: Eukaryota; Metazoa; Chordata; Mammalia; Microbiotheria; Microbiotheriidae
Product: WAP four-disulfide core domain protein 8-like
Exons: 8
Coding region: 1-930 (309 amino acids)
Cellular component (GO): extracellular region
Molecular function (GO): serine-type endopeptidase inhibitor activity
Source: RefSeq, a predicted model, not a curated record
AUGGUAGAAAAACCUAUGGGUGCAUUGAGGCAAAGAGAGUUUAGAGUAGGCCUGCAAGGUCUCCAAGAUCCCUUUCCGCCCUCAAUCAUCUAUGAUCUCUUUGCCAUCUUGGCACUGCAGGCCCUCACCUCCCAAGAAUCCCGUGGGCAGACCCUCAAGGUCAGCCUGUUCCUGGCAAGUAUCUGUGAUCUGCCAAGCAGCCCUGACAAAGUUGCCUUGAGCUCCAGCAGCACAUGGCUUUGGAGGCCUGUCAUCAUCACCUUCAUGAUCCUUACUCUCUCCUUGGAAUUGACACCUAGUUUGGCCUUUAGGAAACCAAGAAAACCUAGUGAGAAGCCAGGAAAAUGUCCACACCAAAACAUAACAUGUAACUUUGUCGAAAAAAGCCAGUGCUACACAGAUUUCAACUGCAAGAAAGCCAAGAAGUGCUGCUACUACAGCUGUGGAAAGAAAUGCUUGGACCCAAAAGAAGAUUUAUGUGAGAUGGUACCAGAAGUGGGCAACUGUGAGGACUUUUACUUACGUUGGUUCUACAGCACAGAAGCACGUGCCUGCAAAUAUUUCUUCUAUAGUGGCUGUAAGGGGAAUGUUAACAAUUUUCCCAACAAGAAAAUCUGUGAGCAGACCUGCGCUGGAACUGUCAGGGAAGGGCGUUGUCCACCCUUCCCUUUCAAAGGCAUUACAAACUGUUCUGCAACCUGUCAUAAAGACCCAGAGUGCCCUGAGACAUAUAAAUGCUGUGAUUCUAGCUGUGGCUUUGUGUGUACUCCACCCUGGAAAGUUAAGCCCUGGGACUGCCCACCUCAGCCAUCUUCUUGCAAUACGAUUCAGAAACCCAUGUGUCAGAAUGAUGAAGACUGUGAGCAGAAUGAAAAGUGCUGUUCUAAUUGUGGCUUGAUGUGCAUUGAAAUGAGCAACGGCUUUCCCUGA